This is a messenger RNA of Vigna radiata var. radiata (mung bean), 1921 nucleotides long. RefSeq names its product CBL-interacting serine/threonine-protein kinase 9. The record is from RefSeq and is a predicted model, not a curated record. Lineage: Eukaryota; Viridiplantae; Streptophyta; Magnoliopsida; Fabales; Fabaceae. Bases 252 to 1562 code for a protein of 436 amino acids. The transcript has 15 exons. Gene Ontology annotation, biological process: protein phosphorylation; signal transduction. Gene Ontology annotation, molecular function: protein kinase activity; ATP binding.
GUUAUGUUGUGUUCUUCUCUUCCCAAAACAAACAACUAUACCAAGCCAGGGACCACGUUUCCCUACACGCUUCCAACACGCAAUCAUCAAACACAUUCGUUUUCUUUUUCUCUCUGAAUCCCUUCGUCUCUCUCGUCACUCAUCUUCAUCAUCAUCUCAAACAGAAACAUAUUUUUAAGCAAGCGAGAGAUUCAUACUCAUUUAUCAAACCUGUUUCGUAAGACCACGCAGACAACAUAGGAAAAGAAAAAAUGAGCGGGAAGCCGGUGAGACCUCGUACACGUUUGGGAAAGUACGAGCUUGGAAAAACCAUCGGCGAGGGAAGCUUUGCUAAGGUCAAGUUCGCAAAAAACGUUGAGAACGGAGACCAUGUAGCCAUCAAAAUCCUCAACCGUAGCCACGUACUCAGCCACAAGAUGACGGAACAGCUGAAGAAAGAAAUUUCAGCUAUGAAGAUGAUCAAUCAUCCCAACGUUGUCAAAAUUUAUGAGGUAAUGGCAAGCAAAACAAAGAUCUACAUUGUCCUAGAGUUGAUUAAUGGAGGAGAACUAUUUGACAAAAUAGCUCAAAGUGGGAGACUUAAAGAGGAUGAAGCAAGAAGUUAUUUCCACCAACUAAUCAAUGCAGUUGAUUACUGCCAUAGUAGAGGGGUGUAUCACAGAGAUUUGAAGCCAGAGAAUCUUCUUCUGGACUCAAAUGGUGUUCUGAAAAUUUCAGAUUUUGGAUUAAGUACCUACGCACAGAAGGAGGAUGAACUUCUCCGCACUGCUUGUGGAACUCCAAAUUAUGUUGCUCCUGAGGUGCUUAAUGAUAGAGGUUAUGUUGGUUCUACAUCUGAUAUCUGGUCCUGUGGAGUCAUUCUCUUUGUGCUGAUGGCUGGUUACUUGCCCUUUGAUGAGCCAAGUCAAAUGGCAUUGUACAAAAAGAUUGGCAGGGCUCAGUUUACAUGUCCAUCAUGGUUUUCCUCUGAGGCAAAGAAGCUAUUGAAGCGUAUUCUUGAUCCAAACCCUUUGACAAGGAUAAAAGUUCCUGAAAUCUUAGAAGAUGAAUGGUUCAGAAAAGGAUACAAACCAGCAAUUUUUACUGAGGAAGAAGAUGUCAAUGUAGAUGAUGUUGCUGCUGUUUUCAAUGAUUCUAAGGAAACUUUUGUGACGGAGACAAAAGAGAAACCAGUGUCAAUGAAUGCUUUUGAGCUCAUAUCUAGGUCUCAGAGCUUUAAUCUUGAAAAUUUAUUUGAGAAGCAGACAAAUGGGAUUGUUAAGAGAGAAACAAGUUUUACGUCACAGCGUCCUGCAAAUGAAAUCAUGUCAAAAAUUGAGGAAGCUGCCAAGCCACUGGGAUUUAAUGUUCACAAGAGAAAUUAUAAGAUGAAGCUGCAAGGUGAUAAGAGCGGAAGGAAGGGUCACCUUUCAGUAGCUACAGAGGUUUUUGAAGUGGCUCCCUCCUUGCACAUGGUGGAGCUUCGAAAGACUGGGGGCGACACACUGGAAUUUCACAAGUUCUACAAAACCUUUUCAUCAGGGUUGCAAGACGUAGUGUGGCAUUCUGAAGCAAAAAUAUGAAGAAUCAAGUUUAUUAUGAUGCUGCAGGUGUACAUCAUGCACUUAUUUUUGUUCAAGUGGUAUUUCAUGGUAGCUAAGAGUGGAGCAUGUUGAGUUUUGAAAAAAACUAGACACAAUGAGCGAUAUUUCAUGACCUUAAUUCAACGGCUCAAGUGACUUAAUAAUUAUAGUUGGCUAAAGAGAAAUGAGUAUAAUCAAGCGUAUGCUCAUUUCUCAGUUUCCAACUCCUUGAGCGGAUGUUUGCAGGAAGAGUUGUUUGAUUUCUUUUGUAUUCAAAGUACAUUUAUAGGCUGAUUAAUGGGUUUCCAAGCAUGUCUUUAUUUUUUCUUUUAAUGAAGAGAAUGUAUUUCUUAUUGUAA